AUAAAAGAAAAAAGGAAAAGAAAAAAAACACCCUCCACUGACAGCAGGUACAUGCCUGAGACUGCAACCAGUAAGUAACCUGCAAAGGAUCCAAACAGACGAGAAACUUUUGGGGAAAUGAGUGUUUUGCUGGUGCUGUGUGUGGCGGCGCUGGCAGUGAGGGUUUCCUCUGAAGAGAAAGAGCUGCUUGAGCUUCAGGAUCCUCAACCUGAGCGCGUGGCUGAGUUCCUCAGGUGCACAAAGAGUGUAUGGCGCAUACCAGACCAAUACCUUGUGGUGUUGCGGGAAGGAGCACACAACAGUCACGUGCAGCGGACAGUGAACGCUCUGCAUGCACAGGCUGCCAGGAGUGGACACACCAUCCACGUCACGCACACUUACUCUGGAGCCUUCUGCGGAUUCCUGAUUAAAAUGAGCAGUGAAGUCCUGCCCAUGGCUCUGAAGCUGCCCCAUGUUGCGUAUAUUGAAGAGGACUCAUCCAUUUUUGCCCAGGGAAUUCCAUGGAACUUGGAGCGCAUCAUCCAGACGAAGCACGAGACUGGAAAAUACACACCACCCAAUGAUGGAGCACAAGUGACUGUCUUCCUCCUGGACACCAGUGUUCAGACGAAUCAUCGUGAAAUCGAGGGAAAAGUAAUGGUGACAGACUUCAACAGCGUGCCUGAGGAGGAUGGAGUCCGAGUUCACAGGCAGGCCAGUCAGUGUGACAGUCAUGGAACACACAUAGCCGGAGUGUUGAGUGGGCGAGACUCUGGUGUGGCACGUGGCGUUAGUGUAAACACUGUGCGGGUGCUCAACUGUCAGGGCAGAGGCACUGUGUCUGGAGCACUGGCAGGUUUGGAAUACAUCCGUGCGUCUCUGCGAGCCCAGCCUGUCAGUCCUAUGAUCAUACUACUACCAUUUGCGGCGGGGUUCAGUCGCACUCUAAAUACCGCCUGUCGAGAUAUGGUACUUUCUGGUGCAGUUCUGAUAGCUGCUGCAGGAAAUUACCAGGAUGAUGCCUGCAUGUACUCACCAGCCUCAGAACCGGAGGUGAUCACAGUAGGAGCUACCAAUGCUGCUGACCAGCCACUGAGUUUAGGAACCACAGGCACCAACCUAGGCCGCUGUGUGGAUGUGUUUGCCCCUGGUGAUGACAUCAUCAGUGCCUCCAGUGACUGCCCCACCUGCUUCACGAUUAAGAGCGGAACUUCACAGGCAGCUGCACAUGUUGCUGGUAUAGCUGCAGUGCUUCUGAAUACUUACCCCAGUGCUGGUCCUGCUGAGGUGCUGCAGUUGCUCCGCUACCAUUCAGUCCAGCAUGUGAUAAAUCCCAACUCUCUGCCUCCUGAAUAUUACCUCACUACCCCUGACAUGGUGGCUGCACUGCCUGCGUCUGCUGCUACAGGUGAGACACUUCUGUGUCGCUCUGUUUGGUCUAAGAGGUCAGGGGUCGGACAUUUUGACACAGCAGCGGCUCACUGUCGCCAUGGUGAAGAGAUGUUCAGCUGUUCCAGCUACUCACCAAAUGGAGUGCAUGCUGGAGAGAGAAUAGAGAUACGGGGAGGGCAGAAGGUGUGUGAGGCCCAUCACGGCAUCGGAGGACAGGGAGCGUAUGCCAUAGCUCGCUGCUGCACGGGCAGCAGGGUGAAGUGCCAUGCCAGUGCCAGUCUCCAUGUGGGCAUGGAUGCAGAGUGCCCUAGCCAAGCAUAUCAGCUUACAGGAUGCAGCUCUCACUACAUCAGAUCCCAAUACGUCACACACCCCUCCUGGCCUCUCGAUAACAACCGUAAAACAUGUCCUGUUGGAGAAGGUGGGACAUCACACGCGUCCUGUUGCCAUGCCCCGAAUCUGGAAUGCCGUCUGAUUGAACACCACCAAUCUGAAUUUACACAACAGGUGGAGGUGUCCUGUGAGGACUCCUGGACACUUACAGGGUGUAAUGCCGUGUCGCGUGGUUCCGUCACUCAUGGAGCAUACACACGAGGAAAUACCUGCGUGAUCCGGAUGUUUGGAGGAGAUAAAGGAGCUGCUGCUAUUGCUAUCUGCUGCAGAUAUCGGCCUCUUGUUCAGCAGAGCACCAACAAUAACCAGGACACUUAGCAAAAUAAGAGCUUAUCGUUCUGUUCACUUGGGUCAGGUUCAAAUACGAAUGCUAUACUGAUCAUGAUAUUAUUUGUCAUAUUGUUCUACUCUGUAGAUUGAACCACUAUGCAUUUCAUUCAGGCUCAGAGCAGUUCAAUAGAGAUCUUUUAAAAUAAGAGUAAUGAAUACACACACUAAGAGAAAUCCGUUCAAGGGGUCUUUGUACAGUUGAGGUUUUUGUUUUUGCUUCCAAGAGGGAUUCUACUGAAAACACACUAAUAUGUAGAACUCCACAACAGCGGGUUCACACAGUCUUUCGGCAUUCCCUGUCGGAACAGUUGAACAUUUUAUACAAUUGGGGGAAAAAUGUUUAAUCACCCAGACAUUUAUCUAAAGGUUAGGGUAAAGUACAGUUCCUAGUGGUGGCAUAUUUGGAAUUAACCAUCCCUAAUGCUCAAUUUCUCUCUCUGAAAUACAAACCACUAUAAGGGUUAAACUACUGUUAGCACUUACUUACUAAUCUUACUGCUAAUCUCCUGCUUUACUGUUCACUAUGCUGGUUUCAUUUUGAUAAAUCCUCCUAUUUCUUAACAAAA
Messenger RNA from Neoarius graeffei (lesser salmon catfish), 2660 nucleotides. RefSeq names its product proprotein convertase subtilisin/kexin type 9 (gene pcsk9). Gene Ontology annotation, biological process: proteolysis. Lineage: Eukaryota; Metazoa; Chordata; Actinopteri; Siluriformes; Ariidae. The record is from RefSeq and is a predicted model, not a curated record. Gene Ontology annotation, molecular function: serine-type endopeptidase activity. Bases 118 to 2082 code for a protein of 654 amino acids. The transcript has 13 exons.